Tuber aestivum (summer truffle) is the source of this 2302-nucleotide messenger RNA. The record is from the annotation of a GenBank genome assembly. NCBI's taxonomy places the organism in Eukaryota, Fungi, Ascomycota, Pezizomycetes, Pezizales, Tuberaceae.
UAGCUGAUAAGUGCAAGUGCCAAGUGCAAGAGAGUCUUUCGCAGGUAUACUCGAGUAAACUCGAUCCUCCCACACUGCCUUCCCCAUGUUUGCAUGUAAAUUAGAUACCUAGAGAGGCCCCUCUCCCUCCUUCCCGCUCGUUUUCCGUGCAAAUUUGACCAUCUUCUGAAUUAAACCGCACCUGUUCCCCUUUUCUCCUUUCCUGCCCCCUCAAACUGCUGAGAAUGGGUGCGGAAAAAGACCUCGAACAUGGCCAAUUUUCAAGCGUGGAUAGCUCACAGUCUCAAAUCUCGGGGCCGGAGGAAUUGGAGAGGGUUUCGCGGGGUAAUUUCCGGAAUGGAUUUCACGAGAUCGUAUUUGUCUGGGUGGUCACCUCGGCGCAUUGGAUAACGGUAUUCUUCUCUUUUCCUUUCGUCGGUUUUAGUAUUAUUGACAUAUCAAGUACUAUAGCAAGCCAAUUUGGGGAACACGAUCGUGCCUAUACGAUACAUUGCUGAAGGGCUAGGAGUUCCCCCGGAUGAGAGCGCCAGGCAGAGUUGGUUUGCUGCUAGUUACUCGUUGGCUUCGACCAUCCCCACAAAGAUAGGUAGCCAUUGAAUUUCGCUAAUUUCUCAGAUGCACUGUCGGUGGCUUCGUCCUGAUAACCGGUCGACUGGGGGACAUCUACGGUCACAAGAAUAUGUUCCUGAUUGGUUGGCUCUGGACAGCGGUCUGGUCAACAGCCUCUGGAUUUGCAAAGGACGAGAUACAAUUCGACAUUUUCCGCGCAAUGGUCGGUAUAGGGCCGUCUAUAAUGAUGCCCAACGCGGCCGCCCUCCUAGCCCGAGCCUGGAACCAACAAUGGAAGAAGAAUCUCGCAUUCGUAGUCUUCGGAGCAAUUGCACCGGUGGGUUUCGUCAUGGGCGCGGGGUGGGGCGCGGGCGUCACGGAAACGGGCGCGCGGUGGGAAUGGAUUUACUGGAGUAUGGCAAUCGUCACAGCGUUCUAUGCUGCCGCCAGUUGGUGGGUGGUUCCCGAGACGGGCGGGAUGAACGACUUCCAUAGUAUGGGGUUCGAUGUUCCUGGAAGUGUUACCGGGGUUGCCGGACUGGCUUUGAUAUUUAUUGCAUUGAAGUUAGUUUCGUUCGCCAAGGAUCCGGUAGUGCUGGGUAAGUUGGUGACUGACUGUGAUUAAGUGGUGGGCCAACCUUUGGAUGGGAUCAGCCGAAGUGUGGGAUCAUGCUUGGGGUCGGAGUGCUCUCUCUUGCACUCUUCUGCUGGAUCGAGACCAAAGUUAAUGAACCCAUUCUCCCCAUGAGCUUGUUCAACAGCCCAACUUUCGUGGCUGUUGCAGUCAGUCUCUGUCUGGGCUGGAUGAGUUUUGGGAUGUUUCAAUUCUACUUCCCGCAUUUGUUAACCCCUUCCCCCCCUCUCUUUUUGCCCUCUUCUCGCACACUAAUCCAUUCCAGUCUAAUGGAAUUCCGCGGAGAGUCCGGCCUUCAGGCAACGCUACAUGUCUUCCCAACAGUUCCAACCGGCAUCAUUGCUACGCUCUCCGCCGUCUACCUUCUCUCCAGAGUCCCCGGUUGCAUAAUAUUCGGUCUUUCCAUGCUAUGCUUCUUCCUCGGUCAACUCCUCUGCGCACUCACCCCCGUCGGCCAAACCUACUGGCAAAUGUCAUUUCCAGCGGUCUUAGUGAUCACAUUCGGACCAGAUCUCUCCUUUGCCUGCGGGUCGCUUAUAGCCUCCGAUACGCUCAAACCAGAGCAGCAGGGUGUUGCAGGUUCAUUUGUUAGUACCAUUAUUAAUUAUAGUAUCGCCAUGGGCUUGUCUCUCGCCGUAAAUAUCGAGAAGAGGGUUAACCCGGAUGGGACGAAGAUGUUGCAAGGCUUCAGGGCCGCAUGGUUCUUUGGAGCUGGGUGCGCGGCGUUGGGGAUGGUUAUGACGGCGAUAUUUUAUAAGGGGAUGUCGAAAAAGCAUGUGCAUUAGACGGUCCCUUUUGUCUAUGUUUUCUCUUUUCUCCUUUUUUAUUUCAAGCAAUAAAAGGCGCUUCUUUGGGGACUUUUUCGGUGGGAUAAAUACACCUUACUGAAAUCAGGUGUGUAAUCACUGAAUAUCAUUCAGUUCGUUGGGUUUGUUGGAAUCUCUGUACGGGCCCAUGUCCCGUGUUAACCCCGAGACUCACCACUCAAAGCAAAGCUCCGGCUUUCAUGUGCCUAGCAAGCCUCCGUAGAAUUGACCCAAUGAUGAUUUAGAUACGAACUUUUAUCGAGGCAGCCCCACUAUCCUCCACCUACUAUCGCCAGCGCCUUCCGCGUAGUCU